CAAUUUCAACCGUACGUCCUUGAGUACAUUCAUUUUCCCGACCCCUCAGGGAUUUUUGCCGGCCUCGGGUGUUACAAAGAUUCACUCAUUGGUUCAGACAGGUUUAACAGCGCGGUGCUGGCAGUCAGAAUUGGCGCUAAGUGGCUUUAUGUUGGCCCACGUGUUUUUUAGUCCGCUCGUCGGUUCAUUUGUCCUCGUUUCGCAUGAAACUAGCUCGCCGAGUGGCUUGUUUACCGUGGUUUUUGAGUUGGCCCAUUCGGCCUUAAAUAGUUUUGCAUCCGGUCAGAGGCAUUACCAAGCGUCCAUUUUUUAUUGCUGUAUUGACUCCCAGUGCGUGUAUUGAGGAAUUUUGCCGAAUAUUUUUGUUCUUAUCCUCGUAGAAGUUCUCAAAGAUGCCUUGCAGCCUGAUUUUCAACAGGUUGAAGACGGGCGACUCCGGGCACUGGUUCAAGAUCUCCCCGCAGUUCUUCUUAAAUCCAAAGCCGACAGUACCGCGAGGAAGUACGAAAAGGGCUUCAAUACGUGGAGAAAAUGGGCGUCUCAGUUUAAAGAAAUUGUUAUAUUUCCCGCUUCUAGUGUGCACGUUUCAUUGUUCUUUCUUAGCUUGAUUCAAGAAUCUGCUUCUUGCAGUACUAUUGACGAAGUCCAUUAUGGGCUCAAGUGGGUGCAUGAUUUGGCAGGUCUACCCGACCCCUGUAAUUCCUCGUUAGUUUUACCUUUAAUAGAAUCUGCUAAGAGGCUUCUCAGUAUCCCUGUUAAAAAGAAAGAGCCUGUGACCCCCGAGGCUAUUCAGCUUUUAUUUUCUAAGUAUGGAUCGUCCUCAGCUAGUUUGUCUGAUUUACGAGUGCUUACUUUGUGCGUU
Porites lobata is the source of this 862-nucleotide messenger RNA. The record is from the annotation of a GenBank genome assembly. Lineage: Eukaryota; Metazoa; Cnidaria; Anthozoa; Scleractinia; Poritidae.